Messenger RNA from Cyprinus carpio (common carp), 1288 nucleotides. Its product is annotated as pituitary tumor-transforming gene 1 protein-interacting protein-like. Gene Ontology annotation, cellular component: cytoplasm; nucleus. Lineage: Eukaryota; Metazoa; Chordata; Actinopteri; Cypriniformes; Cyprinidae. Gene Ontology annotation, biological process: protein import into nucleus. The record is from RefSeq and is a predicted model, not a curated record.
GAAAAAGUCGUCGUUCAGUCCUUCCAGCAAACACAUGACCAACCAGGCCUGAAAUCAACACAGACCCAAAUAGGGCUGCCAUCAUGAUCCGAACUCGGGCUUUUUUACUGUCUUUUGUUUUCUUUGCCUUCAGUUUUGAUAUAGUUUUUGGCCAGACGACAAGUUCAGCAACAAACUGCAUGUUAAAAUCCAACACAACUUGUGAAGAAUGCCUGAAGAAUGUUUCGUGUUUGUGGUGCAUCUCAAGCCAGAAAUGCAUUGAGUAUCCAGUGAAGAGCAUUCUGCCCUCUCACAGUGUCUGUCCGCUCUCAGAAGCUCGAUGGGGAGUGUGCUGGUUGAAUUUCCAGACUCUCAUCAUUACCAUCUCUGUGAUCGCGGGGGUGAUCAUCAUCGCCAUAUUUGUCUGCUGCUUCUGCUGCUGUAAAUGUGAAAACAUCGGGUCUAAAAGGAGUGACGAGCGAAUGGAGAGACAAGGUCACCUGAGAAAGUUCCGCCAAGAGGAGAGGAAAGCAGAGAUGAGGCAGAGGCAUGAAGAAAUGAGAAUGAAAUACGGUUUGGAAAAGGAUAACCCGUACUCCAGAUUUGAGAACAGCUGAGAAACUUCUGGUGAUGCUCCACUGUUGUCUUUUCUUUUACCUCACACCUGUUGUAAAACAAAAAGACCAGAUUUCCCUGCAUAUCCAGCACUCCAUUUUUCUUUUAGUUAGAAAGAUCCUAAAUAUACCAGUUACUAGCUGACCACACAAACAUACAUUGUUGCCUUUGGCUUGAAGUUUAAUUCAUUCACACUUGGAUUUUCAGUUAAUCAUCCAGCAAACCACAAAUUAGAUGUAUUUAUGAAGCCUUGUAAGUAUAUACAUUAAUCAACAAAUUAUAAAGUAUAGUACAUUCAACCAAAUUAAGUAAGACUUGUUGAUGAUCGAGUCAUCAUUGGACUUUGCCUGAUUGGUUGGCUGUACAUGAAAUUAAUUUUUUAUUUAGCCUCUUUUAGUUGUGUAGCAUUUUUAGUCUGAUUAAACUAGGACUUGUCUUUCAUAAAAUACACCACGUGCUAUAAUCCAGUGUGCUUUAUAGAUUUAUCUCCUACACAUUUCAUAUGCUUUUUAAAGUGAAAUUGAUUUGUCUCUGUCUUUGCUAGUGUGCUGGCAUUUCAAUAUAAUUUACCUGUGUGCUGCAUUUUUCAGCGUUUCGAUUACUAGUUUAUUGUAUUAACCAAAGGGUUGAUUUGUCAGUGCAAUUUACAAGUCAAAUAAACUGUUAGAAAGAAAACAAUAAAGUGAAUAUUGUA